Messenger RNA from Styela clava, 2075 nucleotides. RefSeq names its product choline/ethanolamine transporter FLVCR2-like. Lineage: Eukaryota; Metazoa; Chordata; Ascidiacea; Stolidobranchia; Styelidae. Gene Ontology annotation, molecular function: heme binding; heme transmembrane transporter activity. The record is from RefSeq and is a predicted model, not a curated record. Gene Ontology annotation, cellular component: membrane. Gene Ontology annotation, biological process: heme export; transmembrane transport.
UGCACGAGUUUUGAUUAUUAAGCGUUUCUGCUUAUUUCCGUCAUAUUUGCUUGCUUAUAUGCAAAAGAUCAUCCACCCAAGUCCGCCGAGUGCAUCUCAAGAAAAAAUUUUGAACUCGUUAAAUCAAAAAAAGACUGAAAUGAAUAUGGAAAGUAUUCUUGAAAGCUUGAAGAAAACUGCAUCACAUUACCGAAAUAUCAACUUUGUUUUGAUAACGAUUGUGUUUUCUCUUGACUCAUCUUACUUUGCAAUGACAAAAAUUCUCAUCACAUCGUUAAUGAUGAAAACAUUUCCAGAUAUACCAGAGUCACUCCCAGGAAUAAUCAGAAUUGUUGGCAACAUACUUGCUGUUUUCUUCUCUUUAGCUGCUGGGCCGCUGUUGGAUAGAUUAGGACGUUACAAAUUAUUCUGUGCUUUGCCUAUUGCUGGACUUAUACCAAGCUGCAUUUCUAUAUUACUCGCACAUCAUUACAAGUGUCUCACAGCUCUCAUAUUUUUGUACCCGUUAACCAUGGGACUGCGUGGAUUUUCUGAGGUAACUCUUGUGGAAUAUUUGACGGAAGUUACGUAUCCCGCAGAAAAAAUCACAUUGAUGUGUGCUCAUUAUAUACCUUCGCUCGUGUUCCAGAGUAUUUUUAUCGUGGUGGAAAGAGUUUUGAUGGAGACUUACGAUGAGACUAUUGCAAUAUUGGUACCACUAACUGCAUCCGUGAUUUCUCUUCCCAUGCUUAUGGCAGUAACUUCAAUAUACCGCAGGUCGGACGUUGACAAUUCUGAGGAGACUACUCUUGUAACCAAUCGGACUAGGAAGUGAUGUAUUGAACAACAAUAAUGAGAACAUGAAAAUAAGUGCGCAACUGUCAUCAAAACCGAAGCAUCAACUAUAUCUGAAGCAAAAAUAUAUCAAGAUUGAAUAGAAUAUUGCGAAUCUUUAAGAAAAAUUUUAAUAUUCAUUAAAAGAAAUAAUAUAUCCACACUAAGCAAAGUUGGUAGGUAUAUAUAUAUAUAUGUAUGGCCGCUAUUUACGAGAUUUAUUCCCACGAAAUAUGUAGAACGAUGUUUUGCAUGGACAUUAGGAGCCGUGUAUCCCGAGGAAAAUAUUUGAAUUAGUCAUAGUCGUAAUCAAGGCGAUGCUGUUUCAUCCAAGUGCAUGUAUUUGAAAAAAUUAUUUGGUUAACCUUCCUCAUACCCGAUAUAAACUGUUAAACGGAAAAGAGCACGCUGUCUUAUCGAUUUUCUGGUCCCUGGUUGGUAUAACUAUGUAAAUCCUAUUUUUAUCCCUCUACGAUGAUCUUAUGAGUCGAUUUUAUUACUUUGGGACAAUUUUGCGUUGAAGUUGUUAAAAUGAUGAUUGUAUUUUCAAGCAUAUACUUGAUCACAAACUAUAGGUUACUCAAGAAAUGCACCGAGGGAGUAUAAGCUACGAUAAAACCGACCCUUGUUUUCCUGUUUCACCAAAGCUGAUAUUGGAUCAAUUCUCCGAUUUGAGCUUUAAAUUUUUAACUUACUGUAGAAGGUGUUUUGAAGUAAAACUACGGACCAACUUUGCUGACCUGUUUUUCCCUGGUCGGCUUAGCGCGAACAUUUUUGUUGUUCCGAAAUACAAAUAAAGUUAGUAUCGAAAUCAUAUUCAUAAAGUAAAAACUAUAAAAUAACUCAGAUAAAAACAACAAAUGAUAUACAAUAUUCAAUAAAAUCAGAAAGUAUAGAAAAUGAAUAUCGUAAUGAGAAAAGUCACAGUAAGUUCAAAACUUUGGUUGAGAGUUUUGCAGACAGUGCGCACCACGACAUCGCCACUUUAUACAUACGGAAAAGAUAGGUCCAGACAGGUAUCUUGCUUGCAAUCCAAACCGUACAAUCCAAAAGAUGAAAAACAUAAUAUAAUGUUUGAAUUUUUUUUACAAACAAAGCACUUAUAAGGUUCUUGGUGCGUCAAUGUCUUAUUGAAAUUGCUCGGCCAGCACUCUUUCACUAAACCUUUUAACAUAUAUAUCACAAAAAUAGGAUCUGAUCGUUUUAGAUAAUUCCAAAACCGGGACAAAGCAUUUAGAAUCUGGAAACUACACGGUGAGCAU